Pyricularia pennisetigena is the source of this 1827-nucleotide messenger RNA. RefSeq lists its product as uncharacterized. The transcript has 2 exons. The record is from RefSeq and is a predicted model, not a curated record. The coding region runs from base 1 to 1827 and encodes 608 amino acids. NCBI's taxonomy places the organism in Eukaryota, Fungi, Ascomycota, Sordariomycetes, Magnaporthales, Pyriculariaceae.
AUGCCCCUCCCGCACCUCCCCACCGAAAUCCUCGAGCAAAUCCUCACCCACGCCGUCAUCGUGCGCGGCCUCAAGCGCGCCUUGCGUCUACGCCUGGUGAGCCGCGACUGGUCCGCCGGCAUUCUUAACGUUAUUUUCGUCGCCGGCCUGCCCGACAAUACCUAUUGGUUGGGCCGCCUGGACAGGCCCGACGGAUCCGCCCAGAUCUUCUGGCAGCGCUACCUCGCCUGGCGCAUCAAACACGCCGUCCGCGGCGAAGUGGAGCCUCUGGGACCCUUGACCGGCGGGCCGAGACCAGAGCGAGCAUGCGACUGGGGUUUGCGCCACCUCCGGCGCCCGCCGGCCACCAGGCGCCUGCGUGUGAUGAGGCGCGUCGCCGAACGCAUCGUUGAGAUGCGGAUGCGGUUGCGGAGGACCGACCGGGCCGUUGCUUCUGAACUUGAAGCCGAGGAUGAGCUGCAUGACGUCAUCUUCCGGCUUUCCAGACUGCCGCUCAUGGACAUAUCUUCGUUCAAUACGCAUUUCCGUGACACCUUUUUUGCAGAGUUCACGGUCGACGAGGGCAACCGUGCAAGGCUAGAGAGGGACGAGGAGGCCACCAGGGCAUUUCGCGAAACCGUGCUGAGCGCCGCUGCCUAUUUGGACGAGCUCGAGAUUGUCCAGGAGCUUGUGCGUGACAGCUUGAACGACGGUAAACCGCUGCCGUCGCGCCGCCCAAGCUGCCCCUUCUUUGCCCCUCUCGACGCAGCAGCUUUCGGAGGAAGUUGCCGUUGCGUUAUAUUUCUCACAUCAUUGCCACAGGAGCCCGGCAGGAGCAUGUACAAGCUGCGCAGCAGAGCCAUUCAGUGUGCAGGGAGCUGCGUUUUCCCCCAAGGCGCACGUGACAUCAUGGAGUUUGGUCUCACCACUGAGCAACUGCACCAAGGCCCACCGAUAGCCGGCCCGUGGGAUGCUGGUAGCGAUCCUAGAGGUGGCUGGAUGCGGAUUCUCGUACAUGACUGCAUGCGUCGGACUACCGAUGUCGAAGUCUACAGGAGAUGUUACGAUAUAGUAGGUCAUUCCCUUCUGCCUAGUGAAGAGCCCAUUUUGGGCCUGACCAAAGAGGCCUGGCUGCUACGCAAGUGGUUCCCUUCUCAGCUGGAUAUUGCUGCCAGGCGGGGGUGCGUCGAAAUCAUGGAAUUUCUGUUCGACAGAUAUGCCAUCGAAGCCCUACCUGCCAUAGCAUCGAGCAAUUAUAAACUCGCCCAUGACGAGGCAAGGGAGUUCGAUAACCUUGAGAACAAAGACAUACCUGAAACUCUACCUCUGGAUAGGAGCGGGGACGAAUGCGACCCGGCCAAUAUGCUCUCCAAGUUUCGCAGCCCGCUUUCCGUGGCCGCCUUGGACGGCAAUCACGCCUCUGUCGACUUUCUGCUAUCUCACGGCGUCUCCAAACCUGACCGGGCAUUGGUAGCGGCAGCAAGCAGCGGCUCAAGAAGGCUGGUUGAAACCAUAGUCGACUUUUUCGCCAAAAUUGAUGGCAAGCACCAAGACCUGGAGGCCGUUCACGGUGAGGAGACGGUCCAAGACGCCCUGGCCUUGGCAGUGUUCCGAGAGGACGAUGCCAUGGUCCGUCUACUAUACGAUCUGGGAGCCAGGUUCGACCGCAGCACCUGGGAGACUUUGCGCAAGGAAACAAAAAGACUCGGCCUGGAGUGCAUGGACCGACUUCUUCAAGACCUUGGCCAGCCUUCCAAGGGUGAAGAUGCAUGGACUCGGCAUUGCUCAAACGGCGAGCAAGUGGUUCGCAAGGCAAUUGUCUCAUUCGCUCUGCGUCUAGUGGACUGA